Castor canadensis (American beaver) is the source of this 1612-nucleotide messenger RNA. The record is from RefSeq and is a predicted model, not a curated record. Lineage: Eukaryota; Metazoa; Chordata; Mammalia; Rodentia; Castoridae.
GCAGCUGGCGGGUAGCAUCUUGUAGCGCUGUGCUGUCCUCCGCCGGGUCCGGGAUGUCCCUGACAGACUCGCCUGCCGCGAUGGCUCUGAGCGACGUGUCCGCCAACGAGGAGCCUGAGGAGGACGCGCCGGCCUGCGGCGCCGCCCUGGAGGCGUUCGGCGAGGGCGCGGAGAUCCGCGAGCUGCUCGGCCGACUGCGGGCGGUGCACGGCGAGCUCGUAGCGCGGGAGGUGGCGGAGCAGCGGUUCCGCGUAAUUAUGAACAAAUACCAGGAACAGCCUCACCUCUUGGACCCACACCUUGAAUGGAUGAUGACCUUGUUAUUGGACAUGGUGCAAGAUAAGACAUCUCCAACCACUCUUAUACAUUUGGCUUUCAGGUUUCUGUACAUCAUCACCAAGGUGCGAGGGUAUAAGAUAUUUCUUCGGUUGUUUCCUCAUGAAGUAGCUGAUGUACAGCCUGUGUUAGAUAUGUUCACAUAUCAGAACCCUAAAGACCAUGAGACAUGGGAAACCCGCUACAUGCUUUUACUGUGGCUCUCUGUGAUCUGCCUGAUCCCUUUCGAUUUUUCACGUCUUGACGGGAACCUGCUCUCUCAACCCGGGGAAACACGAAUGCCCAUCAUGGAUCGUAUUCUGCAAAUAGCAGAGUCCUACUUGGUUGUUGGCGACAAGGUGCGAGAUGCAGCUGCUGUCCUUGUGUCCAAGUUUAUCACACGUCCCGAUGUCAAGCAGAGGAAGAUGGAUGACUUCCUGGACUGGAGCCUGUGCACCUUGGCCCGGUCCUCCUUCGAGACCAUCGAUGGCAUCAUUACCAUGGAUGGGACAUUGCAGGCCCUGGCUCAAAUAUUUAAGCAUGGAAAGCGUGAAGACUGUUUACCUUAUGCCGACACCGUACUCCAGUGCCUUGACAGAUGCAGACUUCCUGAGAGCAACCAGACCCUGCUGCGGAAGCUGGGGGUAAAGCUUGUGCAGCGGCUGGGACUGACCUUCCUCAAGCCAAAGGUGGCCUCUUGGAGGUAUCAGCGUGGCUGCAGGUCUUUGGCUGCCAACCUGAAGCUCAGUGCUCAGGGUCAGAGUGAGCAGAAGCUGCUGCUUGACAGUGUGACUGCUGUUGAUGGUGAUGAAGACUACGACAUCCCGGAGGGGGUGGAGAGCGUGAUAGAACAGCUGCUGGUUGGGUUGAAGGACAAGGACACAGUGGUGCGAUGGUCUGCAGCAAAAGGAAUUGGUAGGAUGGCUGGGAGGCUCCCUAAAGUGCUGGCGGAUGACGUGGUGGGGUCUGUGCUGGACUGUUUCAGUUUUCAGGAGACAGACAAGGCGUGGCAUGGAGGAUGUCUGGCGUUGGCAGAACUGGGCAGACGAGGCCUGUUGCUCCCCUUGCGACUCAAGGAGGUGGUCACUGUGAUCCUGAAGGCAUUGAUCUACGAUGAGAAGCGGGGUGCCUGCAGUGUGGGUGCCAAUGUGAGGGAUGCUGCCUGCUACGUGUGCUGGGCCUUUGCACGUGCCUACGAGCCGCAGGAGCUGAAACCCUUUGUGACCACCAUUUCCAGGUAAAGUUUGUUAGUUGUCCCCAUGGCACUGCACGUGGCAUAUCUCCUGUGAGAGGUGCA